AUGGCUCUGAAUAAUCCCAACCCACUGGGACCAUGGAAGAUCACAAUUUAUGACCAGGAGAACUUUCAGGGGAAGCGUCUGGAGUUUACCUCAGCCUGCCAGAACAUCAUGGAGUGUGGCGUUAACAAUAUCUGCUCUCUGAAGGUGGAGUGUGGAGUCUGGGCAGGAUAUGAGCACUCCAGCUUCUGUGGACAGCAGUUUGUGUUGGAGAGAGGAGAGUAUCCUCACUGGGAGUCAUGGAGCGGCAGCAACGCCUACCACAUUGAGAGGAUGAUGUCCUUCCGCCCCAUCUGCUCAGCUAACCACAAGGAGUCCAAGAUGGUGUUGUUUGAGAAGGAGAACUUCAUAGGACGUCAGUGGGAGAUAAAUGAUGACUACCCGUCUCUGCAGGCCAUGGGCUGGGGCAACAACGAGAUUGGAUCUAUGCAAGUUCAGAGCGGCGCCUGGGUGUGCUACCAGUUUCCAGGUUACCGUGGUUACCAGUACAUCAUGGAGUGUGAUCGUCAUGGCGGCGAGUACAAACAUUACAGAGAGUGGGGCUCCCAUGCUCAGUCCUUCCAGGUGCAGUCGCUGCGUCGAAUCCAGCAAUGAGACCCGCGGCCUCCUUGCCCCACCUCUUACUCUUUACCAUUUCCACCUCCUCCUCUUCCUCCCCUCACUCAACCAUGGCAGCAUCCUCUGGUGCUUUACCAUCAAGAUGUUUUAGAACUUUCCUUUUGUUGUGUUGCCAAAUGAAAAUAGAGAGAAAUGAUGGGAGGAAUUAAGGAAAGUGAUAAAAGCCACUGAA
This is a messenger RNA of Monopterus albus (swamp eel), 787 nucleotides long. RefSeq names its product crystallin, beta A1a (gene cryba1a). The transcript is spliced from 5 exons. The record is from RefSeq and is a predicted model, not a curated record. Bases 1 to 591 code for a protein of 196 amino acids. Gene Ontology annotation, molecular function: structural constituent of eye lens. Gene Ontology annotation, biological process: lens development in camera-type eye; visual perception. NCBI's taxonomy places the organism in Eukaryota, Metazoa, Chordata, Actinopteri, Synbranchiformes, Synbranchidae.